CUACCGCUCCUUAUCUCUCUCUCUCUCCCUCUCUUCUAAUCUCUCUCUUUAUAUAUAUUGAGAGGCAAAGUAGAUUAAAGAAAUAAAUAUAAAGUUCUACAACAAUACAAAAGAAAAAAAAAGAAGAAGAAAUUAUAUGUCUCUCCUCAAUUCCUCUAAACCUAUGGAUUCUUCACCAACUCACAGUGACCGUGCCCAAAAUGUUUCAAAAGAAUGUGACUCCAUGGUCCCGUCCACCACCAAGCAUGCUUCUUCUCGCCGGACACCGUCCUUAUCCUCCUCCUCCUCCUUCUCGUCAUGUUCAUCUUCGAAUUUUCGUGAUGAGUCCCCACUUAGUCCGGCUACCCCUCUUAGGUUUUCAGGAGUUCCGUUUUCUUGGGAACAUUUGCCUGGAAUUCCCAAGAAAUCAAGUCACAAGAAGAAGGACACAGCAUUAACGAAGGUACUUCCAUUGCCUCCUCCUGCCAUGCCUCAGUGCUCCAAACGGUUCAGUGAGAGUUUUGGAAACAGGGAUCCAUUUUUUGCUGCAUUAGUUGCGUGUUCAAAGGACGACAGUGAUGACAAUGAAUCCGGUAGUAAUCUCUGGAGUGGUGCUAAGGUGUCGAGAAGCAUCAGUGACAGGUUUGGUUUUAUAAACCUUUACACUUCCUGUAAAAGAACUUGUGCUGUUUCUGAGUCUAUAGUGUACCUUCCAAGAUCAAACAGAACAUCUUAUGAUCUAAUCACUCGCCGUUCACGCUAAACCCAUCAUCAUUAUCAAUGUUCAUCUUCUGGGAUUUGUGUUCAUGUUCUGAAUUAUAUAUAAAAGGGUAUUUAUAUUUUCAGCUUUGUUUCUUGUUUUUCUUCUUGGGUUUCUUUUUCUUGAUAUGGAGGGCAAACUAAUGUACCCUAAACCAUAUAAGUUACUGUAAUAUGUUAAUAUGACUUUUGGGGGAAAAAAAAGAGAGAUUCAAGAUUGGUAGUCUGUUUUUUGUGAAAUUAGUGAAUAGAACUGUUUUAAGUUGCACAGUGGAUGUUUUAUGUUACAGAAACGAUUUUGUAUUAUGCAUAUUUGCUGUAUUUCAUGUGAUGGGAAAUGGAAGAACAUGAUGAGUGAAGCUUACAUUAACCCAUGUGGGAGCAAGCAGCUACUGGACCACUGAGGACAAGGACAGCUUAAUUCACCUUUGUUUAGUAGUAUAAAAAAGUUUAUUUAAUUUUUAGAGGUGGGAAAUUCCAUAUAUUUAUUUAUAUUUCCAAGUUUGACACUUUGCAUUA
Molecule: messenger RNA, 1257 nt
Organism: Ricinus communis (castor bean)
Lineage: Eukaryota; Viridiplantae; Streptophyta; Magnoliopsida; Malpighiales; Euphorbiaceae
Exons: 1
Coding region: 137-742 (201 amino acids)
Source: RefSeq, a predicted model, not a curated record